UACGUACGUUAUUACCUCUAUCUCACCCUUCUCUCUCUACCACUCCCUAAACCCUUCUUCUCCAUUAUUGUGUAAAUAAAACCCUAACAGGACAAUGGAGUUCUAUCAGACGGAUUUCGAUUGCCAAUGAAAUCGACGGAUUGCACAAUGCCGUUCUAUCAGAUGGAUUCUCAAGCAUUUCUGGUACAAAUUCGACGUCAAGAGGACCUUUUGAAAUCGAAAAGAAGAUGGCUGCUGGGGCUUCCUACAUCUGCGUCUAGACACAAGUAUUCUGAUCAUUCAGAGUUUUUAAAUAAACGAAACUUGCCUGAAUCGUUGCUGAGAGAAGAUGAUGUUUUUUAUGAGACUGUCAAAACAAGAGUUGAAGAAGCAUUUGGAGCGUUAAAUGUUGAAACAAGGCAUCUUGGUAUUCGAGCUGAUCGAAUAUUAGAAACGUGUAUAGUUGGAAAACUCAUAUUGUCGUGUCUCAAUGAUCUGAGCACCCGGGCACUUUACCUUCUUUGCUAUAAUAUAAUACUUACAGAAAACUGUGUCAAAUUGGAAAAAACUCGCUGGAAACUGAAAAGGGCCAUCAGAGAAAUUAUUCCAAAAGUUCUAAGAAGGAAAAGUCAAGAUAGCUGUUUUCGAGACCUGCCCACCCAAGUUCUCUUAGGUAUGCGUCGAAAGCUUGAAGGAGUUCGAUUUAUGCCUCAGAUGAAAGGUCACAGGCAUGGCUGUGGUCGUGAUCGUCUGAUUAAUCUUCUUACAAGAAUUAGUGAGAAGAUGCUUUCAUCGAUUGGUGAAGGAGAUGAAUUGCAAGAAUCACUUGCAGAAGCCACGACAGUGGCUGAUUUAUCACUCAAACUAGUACCAGGUCGCCAUAAUUCGUCCAUAAUUGAGUUUUAUCCCUUCUCACCCAAAAUAAAAACCGUGCACAAUGAAAUACUAAAAGCCAUAUGGUUUGUUAGAAAGAAAUAUAACUUUCAGAAGCUCAAACAGUUGAAGUAUUUGUUGGAUCCUGAUGCUAAAGUGACCAAUAGGCCAACAAGUGGGGAACAAGGACACCGAUUAUUUUGUUGGGUAAGAGCAUUACUAGUGAUACUGCAAAAACACCCUGUUUAAGUUCUUUCAACAUGUCAUGUCCAAUCCCGCAGAUGGAGCCUAGUAAACCAAGCACGUUUAAGAAUCAGUACCUUGUGGUUCAAGAAGCUUGUGAUGAAACUAGCAUGAUUGCUCAUAAUUUCAUUGGCCGCCUGCUAGAAGAGUCUGCAAAGAGUGGAGGCAUAGAGUUAGAUUGGUGUGUUAAUUUAUAUCCAAGUAGUAACUGUUCAAUUCAAGACAGAUUUCGGAGUGAUUGUAAACAUGACAAUAGUGAUUUUAACCAUUUCAAAACCAUUCUGAAGUAUUUUCCAACUCGUCCUCUUCUUAAGAAUGAUUUAUAUAUAUCACAUCUUUAUCCUAAGAUUCAAAAAGCUUGUGCCUUUGUAACAUUUUAUAGUUACAAAUAGACCACACUAACGCAAUGGCUUUCUGGCACAGCAAGAGAGAAAGUAGAAUGGCCGGAGAAGAAAAGGUUUCAUAGUUAGGGAAGCUGAACAUACUCUAGAAGAAUUAUUUCUUCUCUACAUCGCUCUCGCUCUUGCUAGUACACAAUUUCAUUACUGAGACGAACUUUCAAUCGCCCUGGCAUUUGAUAGAUCUUUUUUAAAGUAAUAGCGCUUCUAAUCGGUAUUCAAUCUGCAAUGUGGAUUUCCAACUUGGAUGCAAGUUCUUCUGGUUGCGUUGAUGGUGAAAGCUUGAUAAAGUUGAGGUACAAAACAGUUGAAGCAAAGAAGGGUGGGCAGUAAGAACGGGCUUUCCAGUUUUAGAGAUCAUGAGCACAAUAAAUGGAGGGGGAACUAUUGAUUUGGUUAUUACUAUUAUUGUUUUUUUUUUCCUUGUUUGCUUCUAUGCAAGUUGAAUGUUUACGAGGGUUCUGAUUUCUGAAUGUAAUUACAGUUUAUUUUCAAUACACAGAAAAUAUCUUUCUUUUU
Messenger RNA from Benincasa hispida (wax gourd), 2012 nucleotides. The record is from RefSeq and is a predicted model, not a curated record. NCBI's taxonomy places the organism in Eukaryota, Viridiplantae, Streptophyta, Magnoliopsida, Cucurbitales, Cucurbitaceae.